Molecule: messenger RNA, 2317 nt
Organism: Oncorhynchus gorbuscha (pink salmon)
Lineage: Eukaryota; Metazoa; Chordata; Actinopteri; Salmoniformes; Salmonidae
Exons: 7
Coding region: 152-1075 (307 amino acids)
Source: RefSeq, a predicted model, not a curated record
ACGUCAUCAAAAAAGGACAGCGGGCUAUCUCGCAAUCGUAAACAAAAGGACAUUUUAACCUUGCAGUUUUUCUACUCCUGGAAAGUCUCUCCGCACAUAGACCUUUGCGUAAACAGCUGUCGACAUUGUCAUAAUAUUACAGGGCGAAAACAUGGUGGAUAUACGCACAGCUGUACCAUCAGAGUCCUUAAAUAAAAGCUCCUCCGAUUAUGAACCUGUGAUUACAUUAAUAAACAAGAAGCACCAGCCCAAUGAGACCCAGUGUAAAAAUAGCCGGAAUAUCACUAGACACGAUUCAGAUGACACUUCAGAUGAUGAACCCUUGACAAAGUUGGAGAGACUUCCCAGACCUAAAAAAGCCACUGUACAAGCAAAGGGGCAAGGGACUACUUAUAUCAAAAGAGGUAAUGGCAUCCAAAAGACAAAGAAAAAGAUCGCAGGUUCAACCCAGGAUGAGGACUCUUAUGACAGCUCAGACAAUGAACCCUUGAUAAAGAUGGUUAAACAGACAUCGUUGCCAUUCAAAAAGAGACCCUUCAACACAGCCAGAGAGGUUAACGAUGUGAAGGGCAGAAAUAACGUCCAGAACACUCAUAACAUAUGCACAGACUCAUCAGGUGACAGCUCCGAUAAUGUGCCACUGAUCAAGAUGGUAGAAAAGCUGAAGACACAAACCCGAACAAAGUCACUCCCUACAACAGCCAGAGAAACACCCAAAUCCUCCGAUGACAGCACAGAGGAUGAACCAUUGAUUAAUCUAACCAGGUCUCCAUCUAAAGACACUGUGAGGACAAUACUGGAGAGCUGUGUUGCUAAAGGAUCCAACAGCAACAACUGUAGUCAAAGAAAAGGCAAAACCAGCAGAGAGGAAGAGGUGAAUUCUGAUUCUGAUGACGAGCCCUUAAUAAGCCUAGUUAAAAAGCCUCUUAAAACUGUAAAGAAGACCACGGCACCAGCGAAGAAGAGUGUGCCAGGAAAGACAAACAAAGCAGUCAACAGAUGGAGCACCAACAUUGUUCAAAGCAUAAGUGAAGGGGACAAUAAUUUUUCAGCACAUGUCGAAGCAUGGAUUUAAAACCAUCCAAAAUACACCCUAGAAGAUUAGGUUAGGUUGAGUCUUGUUAUGCAACGGUUGAUUUGUAUUGCUUUAUCAGGGUCUUUGGAUAAUAGAUUAGAUGAUGAGCUGUUGAUCAAGAAGAUGGUGAGGAAUCCAUCAAUGAAGACCCUGAUGGUUAUUCUGGAGAGGUGUGAAACUAAAGAAGCCUUGGAAGAUUACUAUAGAGCCAAUGUGGGAAACGUUGGCGAAAGAAGUGCAGGUAAGAAUUCCACUUAUUGUAUAUUUCCCUUCCCAUUUGGAUUAUCUUUGACAUAGUCGAGAGCUGCACUGUGAUAAAUCACAUUGGAAUCUGUCAGUGUCUACCUAUUAUGCAGUACUCAUAGGCUUUUAGUGUAUUUAUUUGGAAGAGGAGAACUCUGAUGAUUAACUCUUGUUGAAGAUGGUCACAAAUCCCCCUCAUUCUUCAGCAGAAGCUAUGGCAGAGAAGAGAAAUCAGUCACAAGACUGCUCUGACGGUGAACCUUUGAUAAAGAUGGUUGGAAACCCAGAGUCAUGAUUAUGGACUUGUAUAGAUACUGGAAUAGUACUUCAUUUUAGGAUUUUUUUUAUUUUUACCUUUAUUUAACUAGGCAAGUCAAAUUCUUAUUUUCAAUGACGGCCUAGGAACAGUAGGUUAACUGCCUGUUCAGGGGCAGAACGGCAUAUGUGUACCUUGUCAUCUCAGGGGUUUGAACUUGCAACCUUCUGGUUACUAGUCCAACACUAACCACAAUGCAUUACAGCAUUCAGUAACAAACUUGUCGGAGUUACUGACACAACCACUUUUUUUCUUGCUUGAGUUUUCUGUGUUAUGGUGAAAAUGAAUGUGUGUUGUCGAACUAUUAGGUGAUUUAGGAUAACUAUUUUCAUUUUUUAACCUGUGUUUUUCAAACGUAUUUAUUUUUGUAUCAUGUUUACCACAUGGACGCUCGUGGUAGCAUGUUUUAUAGUAUAUUUAUGGCCUGAUUAUUUUUAAUUGUUGCCAAUUAUGGGUCUCCAGCUUAAUGAAUUAGAGUACAUUUGUGAUUAAUAGGGAGGAGUCAGGUACUCAAUUUCUUUUGACUGGAAUGUACCAUCAAAUAGGGAGCAGUACUAUUCAUUUUCAAACACUGAAACUGUAAUGUGCUUGUCACAGUCCACACGUAAUUUUGUGAAAUUGCGUUAUAAAAAAAUAUUAAUGAAUUGUUUUCACAAUUUUAAUUAAAGAACAGAAGUUUCCCA